AUGCCGGCACUGUCGCAACGAGUACGAAGACGUCCAGCGGACGACAACGAAGAGGAGCCGCCACGGCACCGCCGUCGCCACCAGCCAGUCGAGGAGGAAGAAGAAGAAGAAGAGGAGGAGGAGGAGGAGGGAGAUGACGAAGCCGGGGGUGAAGACGACGAGGAAGUAGAGAUGGACCAUGACGAGGAGGAGGACGAAGAAGAAGAGGAAGAAGAGGACCAGAACGCACGGCGACGUGCACAACGGCAAAAGGAGAAGCAGAGGAAGCGACGAGAGGCCGAGCGGCGCCAGCAACGGACCGCCCGAAACGACGAAGACGACGACGACGAUGAUGGCGACGAAGACGACGAUGUCGCUGUCAAUGGAACAGAAACCCAGGCACAGGUUGACAGACAGCGGUUACACCACGAACUGUUGGCCAAGAAGCUGGCACGGUAUGCGUUGGCCAGCGAGCCGCGACGGCUGCCGAUCCGGCGACAGGCCGUGAAAGAGCAAGUCCUCGAAAACGAGGGAAAGCACUUUCGCAAGGUGUUUCCCAUUGCACAGGAACAGCUGCGCGGCAUCUUUGGCAUGAAUAUGGUGGACUGGCCCGCGCGCGAGAAGACGACGAUGACCAUGCGUGAGCGUCGGAAGGCCCUCAAAUCACAAAAGGCAACCAAGCCGACCAAAUCGGCCGCCGUCGACCGCUAUCUGCUCGUCUCGACGCUGCCCGCCGAAUACCAAGAAUGCGUCUUCACACCGAUCUUGUCCGACCCCGCUGCCACCGACAACAUCGAGCCGGCCAUCCCGCCUGCGCCGGACGCCGCCUACAUGGGGUUCUGUACAUUAGUUGUCGCCCUCAUCACGCUCAACGGUGGCGAAAUGUCCAACGAGGACCUGGAGAAGCUGCUGAGUCUCGUGCACGGCGGACGCAAUGCCCCUGCCCGCGCCGACGAAGAUUUCCUGCAGCCCAUUGCAGCCACCAUGGGCGACCACAUUGACGACGAAGACGGCCGUGGGGUCGGUGGUCCAUCAGAAGAUGGCACGCCCACAGCCGGCGGCACGCUCCAGCACAUGGUGCGGCAAGGCUACUUGCUUCGGGUGGUCGAAGCACCCGCCACGGCCGAGGGUCGGGGCCCUGUUGGCGGACGCGGUGCCGGUGCGACCGGCGGCGGUAUCCCAGCGGGCGCCAAGGUAAUAUGGCAUGUCGGCCCACGCGGCCAAGUGGAGAUUGGGCCGUCACAGGUGGCCGAUGUUGUGUAUCAUAUCUACGGCGAAGAUGCAAACGAGGAGUUGCAGCGGCGGCUGCUGUCGAGCCUGCAGAUGGCGGGCCACGCUGCGGGCAGUGAGCAGCAGGAGGCCCCUGCCAGACAACAAAGCGAGGAAGUGCCGAGCUUUGUUGCCUCCCGAAUCGAACGAAGCGACGACGGUGAAACAUUUGCCGCACCACACGGCACCGGACAGCAUCACACGGCCCUGGAACGACGCCGGAUGGAACCGGACCUGCUUAACCGGACGAUGGAUGCUGCCGAAUUUCAAGAGCCGCCUUCCAAGAGGCGUCGGUUCUCGCCCGAUAACGGCAGUGAAGCCGAUCACGAAGGCAGCAAAGCCCGGCUGGAUGAAAAGGAAAAGGAGAAUGCUCAGCGACUGCCGCAGCCGAAACGCCGCUUCUUCGACGAUGCCGUUGCCAUGCCCUCCCUUCCUCCCCCUCAGACCGCCGCCCAGCCGACCUCCUCCCCCGCCGCGAUGCCGACCAAUGGUGUCAAGUCCACAACGUUGCCAACGAAAAGCUUUACCCCGGCCAAGCCCUCGUCGCCGACACCCGCCUCUCGUCGACCAGCACAGUCAUCACCCGCCCGCCCAGGGCUGUCGAUGACUCCCUCCUCACCGUCGCUCUCGGCGUCGCCCUCGCCUGUUGGCCCGGUGCCGUUUGAUAGCGAACUGUUCGCGGGCAUUAUCGGCCAGGAAGUUGGCCCGGACGUUUUGCGGAUUAUUCGAGAGUCCUGUGGCAGUGACAUGGAGCGUGCCGUCAACAUGUACUUUGACGGGACUUACAAGCUCAAGAUGCAGGCGGCCGCAAGCCGGACGAAUGGUGUUGCAGUACGGCCCAAGGCCGCAUCUGCGUCGACCUCGGCCUCACUGUCAACCUCAUCUAAGCCCUCCAUCUCCAACCAGACGUCUGCCAAGACGUCGCCUCGCAAGUCUGUCCUGCAAAACCCCUCUGCCAUCCCCGAACGCCGCUACAUUGGCUGCUUCGGCGUCGAGGGCUGGGCCACCCGCAGCGGCGCCAAUUUGCUCAAACACGGUGACACCGUCAAGAUUGAGCGCCAGAAGAUCGAGCUGCCCACCAUUGCCGGGACCAAGCAAAGGGCCUCCAAGCUCGGCGCCUCCGUCGUCGUCCGCGCCAACUCGGCUGCCGCUAAGCGCGUAGACGUUAUUGUGCGCUUCACCAGCACCAGCGGCCAGGAGAUUGGCCGUUUGUCGAAAGACACCGCCAACUGGGUGUCGACGCUGAUGGACCAGCGCAUCUGCCGCUUCGAGGGCGUCUGUGUCUAUGCGCCCGAGCGGCUGCGGACCAACGACACUGUGGUGCUGCAGCUUCGAUCGUUCCUGCUGCGCUCGGCGUUUGACCAGACGCCGCUCAAGCCGGCUGAGAACCGCACCACGGGUCUGUUCGAGGAAAAGGAAACCGCCGAAGAGCGGGACCUGCGCCUGCGCCAGUUUGCUCUAGUGCGGCUGUUCCAAGAGGUCAACCUGCUGCCGACGCGCGUCAAUGAAGCCGCCGCCAAACGCGGCCGACAGGAUCUGUUGCAGGCGGCAGAAAUGGCCGAGAAGCGAGAGAAGGAGGCGGCCAAGGAGGGCUUGAGGCCGACCCAAGACAUUGGCUCCAGUCAAGCCCCGGGGGGGUCUGAUGAGCCGGAAGACGGCCAAGAGCUGGAGCAGGACCAGCUGGAUGCACUGUACGCCAAGGCACAGUCGUUUGAUUUUAACACGCCCGAGGCCGACCCCCCAGACACCUUUGCGCUCACCCUGCGCACGUACCAGAAGCAGGCGCUGCACUGGAUGCUGUCCAAGGAAAAGGACGAGAGCGUCGAAGAACGGGGCGAGUCCAUGCACCCGCUGUGGGAGGAGUACGCAUGGCCGUUGAAAGACAUGGACGACAAUGACCUCCCAACGGUUCCUGACCAAGCCAGCUUCUACGUCAACCCGUACUCGGGUGAUUUGUCGCUCGACUUCCCCGCCCAGGACCAACAUUGCCUGGGGGGCAUCCUGGCCGACGAGAUGGGUCUGGGCAAGACCAUCCAGAUGCUGAGUCUCAUCCACUCGCAUAAAUCGCCCAUCGCUAUAGAGGCACAGCAGCAGAAGCGGCAGCAGGCAGAUGGCAAGCUGACUAGCCUCGUCGGCGGCCUGCGCCGCAUCCGCACCCGGCUGCCCAACGUUGUCCACGCGCCAUGCACCACGCUUGUUGUUGCUCCCAUGUCGCUUCUCGCGCAGUGGCAGAGCGAGGCCGAGAACGCGUCCGUCGAAGGCACGCUCAAGUCCAUGGUGUACUACGGCAGCGACAAGUCGGCCAAUCUGCAGGCCCUGUGUGCGCCAGACCAGGCGGCUACGGCGCCCGAUGUUGUCAUCACCAGCUACGGCACCGUCCUCUCCGAGUUCACGCAGAUGUGGGCCAAGGGGGGCGGCGGCCCUGAAGGCCACCCGGGCCAGGGCCUGUUCUCGCUCAACUUUUUCCGCAUCAUCCUCGACGAGGCGCACACCAUCAAGAACCGCCAGUCCAAGACUGCCAAGGCCUGCUACGCGCUGCUGGCCGAGCACCGCUGGGUCCUGACCGGCACGCCUGUCGUCAACCGCCUGGAGGACCUGUUUAGCCUGAUUCGCUUCUUGCGUGUCGAGCCCUGGAACAAUUUCUCGUUUUGGCGCACCUUCAUCACAGUACCCUUUGAGUCCAAGGACUUUAUGCGCGCGCUCGACGUUGUGCAGACCGUGCUGGAGCCGCUGGUCAUGCGGCGCACCAAGGACAUGAAGACGCCCGACGGGCAACCCUUGGUGGUCCUGCCCACCAAGCACAUGGAGAUUGUCCCUGUCGAGCUCUCCAAGGUGGAGCGCGAGAUCUACGAUCACAUCUACAUGCGCGUCAAGCGGUCCCUGACCGCCAACGUCGAGGCCGGCACCGUCAUGAAGUCCUUUACGAGCAUUUUUGCACAGGUUCUGCGGCUGCGGCAAGUCUGCUGCCACCCCGUGCUCGUGCGCAACAUGGACAUUGUUGCCGACGAGGUCGAGGCCGGUGCCGCAGCCGAUGCCGCAGCCGGUCUUGCCGACGACAUGGACCUGCAGUCGCUUGUCGAGCGCUUUACGGCCACGACGGACGAACCCACGGACGCCAAUGCCUUUGGGGCCCAUGUCUUGGGACAGAUCCGCGACGAGGCUGUGAACGAGUGCCCGAUUUGCAGCGAAGAGCCCAUGAUCCAGCAGACCGUCACGGGCUGCUGGCACUCGGCCUGCAAGGCGUGCCUCCUCAAGUACAUUGACCACGAGACCGACCACCACCGCCUGCCGCGCUGCUUCCAUUGCCGCGAGGUCAUCAACCGGCGGGACCUGUUCGAGGUUGUGCGCCACGACGACGACCCAGACACCGUCGCCGGGCAGCCGCCACGGAUCAGCUUGCUGCGCGUCGACGUCAGCGAGUCGUCCGCCAAAGUGGUGCGCCUGAUCCAGCACCUGCGCGACCUGCGCCGCGCGCGGCCCACCAUCAAGUCGGUCGUCUUUAGCCAGUUUACGUCGUUCAUGUCGCUGAUUGAGCCCGCCCUGCGGCGCUCAAACAUGAAGUUUCUGAGGCUGGACGGCACCAUGGCCCAGAAGGCGCGCACAGCCGUCCUCGACGAGUUUCGCCAGUCCGACAAGUUUACCGUCUUGUUGUUGAGUCUGCGGGCCGGCGGCGUCGGCCUCAACUUGACGACGGCCAAGCGCGUGUACAUGAUGGACCCGUGGUGGAGUUUCUCGGUAGAGGCGCAGGCCAUUGACCGGGUGCACCGUAUGGGCCAGGAUGAGGAGGUGAAGGUGUAUCGGUUUAUUGUGCAGGGCAGCGUCGAGGAGAAGAUGCUCAAGAUCCAGGACCGGAAGAAGUUUAUCGCCACCUCGCUGGGCAUGAUGACGGACGAGGAGAAAAAACUGCAGAGGGUCGAGGACAUCAAAGAGCUUCUCAGUUAA
This is a messenger RNA of Sporothrix brasiliensis 5110, 5190 nucleotides long. Its product is annotated as DNA excision repair protein. The record is from RefSeq and is a predicted model, not a curated record. Lineage: Eukaryota; Fungi; Ascomycota; Sordariomycetes; Ophiostomatales; Ophiostomataceae. The transcript is spliced from 5 exons. Gene Ontology annotation, molecular function: ATP binding; ATP-dependent chromatin remodeler activity; hydrolase activity, acting on acid anhydrides, in phosphorus-containing anhydrides. Bases 1 to 5190 code for a protein of 1729 amino acids.